UGAUGGCUACUCAUGGAGGUGGUUUUGUUCGGCUCCGCAAACGGUGAAAUUUGGAGCGAAUCGCAGAGUGCGGUGGAUCUGUUAGGUGGACUUUGGCGAUUCAGUAAUAUCUUGUGCAAAUCUCAAACCUGAAGAAGAAACCCCUGGUUCUCCGUUUGCAUCAAACGGGACGAUGCCUGCAGGCUUCCGCCCAGGGACAGGCCGCUGGACCAUCCGCCACCUUUGUUAGGGGCAUUGGGCCGUGGGGCGCGUGUGUGGACAUCAUGUUUGUGAGGAGCAGUAUUUGGAAAGACUGGGAGGACCUUGCUGCCCAUUGAUCACAAUGGAGACAAUUUGUCCAUUAAGUUGUUUUAACCUUUCACACCCCAUGUCUUACUCAUGAAGGGCGGCAGGAAAGGAAAGAAAAGGAAGCAAAUCCAAAUUUGAUAUCCAAAUCCCGUUGGCUCAGGAGACAACCUGCCCCAGUUGUCCAAAGAUUUGCAGUUCUGCUUUUCACAUUAAGACUCAAGGCAGUUCCUCACGACCCUGAGCAGUUGUCACCAUUGAGUCGAAAGACUGACAAUCACAUUGAGAGGCAGUGUGUGCAGUAGGGAGCAUUUGUGGUUGCCUGGGCCAGGAAGAAGGGAUAUUGUUACUUUCUAAAGUAAAAUAAAAGGCGCUGGAGAAACCCAGUAGGAUAGAGCAACAAUGUUAACAUUUACAAUCUGAUAUUGCUGUAUUCUAUUGCUGAACUGAUAGUGAUAGAUUUCAGAAAUUUCUUUCACUGAGGCUUGGAAGGGUGUGUAUAUACACAGAAAAAUAAAACAAAGGGAAUAAUUUGUAUGAGCUCUAAAUUUUUCUGACACUGUCUUUUCAAAACUUCUUUUCCAGUGUAUUUGAAGAGGAUUCACAGACUGGAGAUUCCAACCAAACAUCAUAUAAGAAUCUGACAGAAUUGGUGGAUUCAUCAGAUACCCGAUAUUAUUGGCCUUUGAGUAUUUCAGUCAAUAUUGCCAAUGCUCAGUGACCUGUGGAGAAGAUAAUGUUUGACCUUCCUGAACUGCUGCAGUCCAUGCGGUGAAGAUGCUCCCACAAUGCUGUUUGGGUAUUAGCAAGAGAGGCUUUGCAGUUGGGAAAUUACAUCACGUAUCACAUCAGGAUCUGAUGGUGUCACACAGUUUAUUCUAACUUGAAUAUCGUCAAUUUUGAAUAUGGAAGAUAAAAGUGCUAAUUACAAUGGGGAGAAAUCAUACACAUGUUCUGUGUUUGGACCAGGAUUCACACAAUCAUCUGGCCUCUCAGAACAUAAAUGUGGUCACACUGGGCAGAAACCAUGGAAGUGUAGAGACUGUGGGAAGAAUUUCAAAUCCCCCUCUGACCUGGAAAGACACCGGCGAAGUCACACUGGAGAGAGACCAUUCCCCUGUUCCAAAUGUGGAAAGGGAUUCACUCAGUUAUCCCACCUUCUGAAACACCAGCGACUUCACACUGGGGAGAGGGCUUUUAAAUGUCCGGACUGUGGGAAAUGCUUUAUAUGUUCCGAGGAGCUAAUGUCCCAUCAACGUGUUCACACGGACCAGAGACCAUUCAAGUGUUCUCACUGUGGGACUGGGUUCAGAUACUCAUCUCGACUUAUUGUACACCAGCGAGUCCACACUGGGGAGAGACCAUACAUCUGCUCCGAGUGUGGGAAGGGGUUCACUCGAUCAUCCAGCUUACUUACACACAAGCGAGUUCACACUGUGGAGGUACGUUUUAAAUGUCCAGACUGUGGGAAUUGCUUUGGAAGUUCCAGACAGCUGAUGUCGCAUCAAUGUGUUCACACUGACGAGAGACCGUUCAGAUGCUCUCACUGUGGGACUGGCUUCAGGCACUUAUCCCGACUCAUUGUACACCAGCGAGUUCACACUGGGGAGAAACCAUUCACCUGCUCUGUGUGUGGGAAAGGAUUCAGUCAGUCACGAUAUCUGCUGAGACACCAGCGAAUUCACACUGGGGAUAAACCAUUCUCCUGUUCAGAGUGUAAGAUGAGAUUCACUGAUUCAUCUACUCUGCUGAGACACCAGCAAGUUCACACUGGGGAAAGACCGUUCACCUGCUCUGAAUGUGGGAAAGGAUUCAUUUUGUCAUCCCACCUGCUAAUACACCAGCGGGUUCAUACUGGAGAGAGACCUUUCAAAUGCCCAGAUUGUGGGAAGUGCUACAAAACUUCUUGGGAACUGAUGACCCAUCAACGUAUUCACACUGGCGAAAGACCAUUCAGGUGCUCUCACUGUGGGACUGGGUUCAAACGAUCGUCUCAACUCACUGUCCACCAACGAGUUCACACUGGGGAGAGGCCAUUCACUUGCUCUGAAUGUGGGAAAGGAUUCACUCAUUCAUCGAACCUGCUGAGACACCAACAAGUUCACAAUCACCAGAAAUUCGAUACUGGAGAGACAGGGUGUAAGCAUUUCACGUGUGACAAGAUUUAUAAAAUCUCAUUCACUGACAGUGCUCCAGUUUACUCACUGUGGUUCCAUUCCAUUGACCUGGUUUCACUGUGGGAAGAGGGUCAGAUGAUUGUUGAACCUGCAGCAACACCAGCGAGUUCACACCAGGAAGAGGUCACUCACCUGCUCUGUGCAUCGUCCCACACAGGACCUUAUGAAGAGCUUUAUGAAGUUCAAGUCUACAUACCUCUUCGAAAAAUUCAGUCAAACCUCUCAAAACAUAAAUACAGGCACCAAAUGGAGAAACCGUGGAAAUGUGAGGACUGUGGGAAGGGAUUCCCUUCCCCAUCAAAGCUGGAAACUCAUUGGCGCAGUCACACCGGGGAGAAGCCAUUCACCUGCUCGAAGUGUGGGAAGGGAUUUACCCAGUUACCCCACCUACUGACACACCAGCGAGUUCAUACUGGGGAGCGACCUUUUAAAUGCUUCCAGUGUUGGAAAGGAUUCACUCAAUUAGGUCACCUACUGACACACCAGAGAGUUCACACUGAUGAGAAACCCUUCAUCUGCACUCAAUGUGGGAAGAGUUUCAGGCAUUCAGACAGCCUCAUUACACACCAGAGAGUUCACACUGGGGAGAGGCCAUUCACCUGCUGCCACUGUGGGAAGGGAUUCACUCAGUUCGGUACCCUGUUGACACACCAACGAGUCCACACCGGGGAGAGACCAUUCAUCUGCUCCAUGUGUUGGAAGGGAUUCACUACCUCAUCUCACCUGCGGAGACACCAGCAAGCUCACCAUUGAUGAGAGAUACUGGAUUGCGUCGUUCCUGCUGCUGUUGAUCAGGACGGUCAGAGAAACCAGCAAUCAUUGUGAAAGCCCUGUUGCUGUGGAGAAGAUGGUGUUUGACGUUCUUGUACUGCUGCAGUUUGUGUGGCGAAGGCAGUCCUACAAUGCGGUUAGAUUCCACCGUCUGCUGAGGUGGGAUUCGAACCCAGACUUCAGUUGUACGUUUUAAUAUUCUGGAUAAAAGUUAAGUACAUCAGGAUAUUAGAAGUGGGCUUUCAGGUGGGAAUCUCAAUAAUUGCAAUGCCAAACUCUGACAGAAUUACUCAGUUCACCAGGACCUGGAUAUUUGCAUUGUGUCCAUUCGUGGAAAGAUCGCAUGGAUUAUUUGGCAGAGCUCUUUGAGAAACUACAGGAGGUAAAGUUGUUCAUGAAAUUGGCAAAAACAAAAUUCGUGAAGGUGAAAGUGACACUUUUGGGGCACGACUUCAGACAUGGACAGAUAACACAGAGGAACGUGAAGACAAACGCCAUCGAGGAAUCCUCAAGAAUAAAGUGCUACGAUUUUUAGGAUUAAAUGCAUUCUACAGGAAAUCUUUUACCAAACUUUAGUAACAUGUUGGUACCGCUGAUGGAUUUGUUAAACAAAAAGAACAUGAAAUGUCAGUGCACAGAACAGUUCCAGGAGGCAAUUUUAAAAACUGAAAAGCAGUAUUAACCACCAAUUUUAGCCAUACCAAAUUUUUGAAAACACUUCAAAGUCACCAUUGAUGCAAGUGAUCUAGGGGUUGGAGCUGUAUUGUUACUGAAGGAUGAUUGUGGUAUUGAAAGGCCAAUUGGUUAUUUUUCAAAGAAGCUCAACAUACACCAGAAAAAAAUGUAUUCAACCAUUGAAAAAGAGCUAUUUAAUUUGAUACUGGCCUUACAACAUUUUAAUGUUUACAUUGCAAACAGUGCAUCAGAGAUGAUUGUGCAUAUUGAUCACAAUCCUUUGACAUUCCUGGAAAGAUUUAAGGACAAGAACACCAGAACAUUUCAUUGUAAUCUUAUGCUACAGGUAUUUAAUUUACAGAUUGUACAUGUUCUGAGUCGUGAAAAUAUUUUGACGGAUGCUUUAUCACCGAUUUAAAAGAAAUGUGUUUAUAUUGGAUAGAAACGGUAGUG
Molecule: messenger RNA, 4361 nt
Organism: Rhincodon typus (whale shark)
Lineage: Eukaryota; Metazoa; Chordata; Chondrichthyes; Orectolobiformes; Rhincodontidae
Product: zinc finger protein ZFP2-like
Exons: 10
Coding region: 1191-3215 (674 amino acids)
Biological process (GO): regulation of transcription by RNA polymerase II
Molecular function (GO): DNA-binding transcription factor activity; RNA polymerase II cis-regulatory region sequence-specific DNA binding
Source: RefSeq, a predicted model, not a curated record